Solanum verrucosum is the source of this 2377-nucleotide messenger RNA. RefSeq names its product heat shock cognate protein 80-like. The record is from RefSeq and is a predicted model, not a curated record. NCBI's taxonomy places the organism in Eukaryota, Viridiplantae, Streptophyta, Magnoliopsida, Solanales, Solanaceae. Gene Ontology annotation, biological process: cellular response to heat; protein folding; protein stabilization. Gene Ontology annotation, cellular component: perinuclear region of cytoplasm; plasma membrane; cytosol. The coding region runs from base 78 to 2177 and encodes 699 amino acids. Gene Ontology annotation, molecular function: ATP binding; ATP-dependent protein folding chaperone; ATP hydrolysis activity. The transcript has 3 exons.
CUGUAACUUCCAUCUCCAUCUCCUUCUCUUUCAUCUCACUCUACGAAUCUCUCAACACCAUUGUAGAUCACACAAAAAUGGCGGAGGCAGAGACGUUUGCUUUCCAAGCUGAGAUCAACCAGCUUUUGAGUCUCAUCAUCAAUACUUUUUACAGUAACAAAGAGAUCUUUCUCAGGGAACUCAUUAGUAACUCUUCUGAUGCACUGGACAAGAUCCGUUUUCAGAGUUUGACUGACAAGAGCAAGCUAGAUGCCCAACCUGAACUUUUCAUUCACAUCAUCCCCGAUAAGACCAACAAUACCCUCACAAUCAUUGACAGUGGUGUUGGUAUGACAAAGGCUGAUCUUGUGAACAACCUUGGUACAAUUGCUAGGUCUGGCACCAAGGAAUUUAUGGAGGCCAUUGCUGCUGGUGCUGAUGUAAGCAUGAUUGGGCAAUUUGGUGUUGGUUUCUACUCUGCUUACUUGGUCGCUGAAAGGGUUGUUGUGACCACAAAACACAAUGAUGAUGAACAAUAUGUUUGGGAAUCUCAAGCUGGUGGUUCGUUCACUGUUGCAAGAGAUACAUCUGGUGAGGACCUUGGCAGGGGUACCAAAAUUACCCUCUUCCUCAAGGAGGACCAACUUGAAUACCUUGAAGAGCGAAGGCUCAAGGACCUGAUUAAGAAGCAUUCUGAGUUCAUCAGCUAUCCAAUCUCUUUGUGGGUUGAGAAGACCAUAGAAAAGGAAAUCUCUGAUGAUGAGGACGAAGAGGAGAAGAAAGAUGAGGAAGGAAAGGUAGAGGAGGUUGAUGAAGAAAAGGAGAAGGAAGAGAAGAAAAAGAAGAAAAUUAAGGAAGUCUCUAAUGAGUGGUCAUUGGUGAAUAAGCAGAAGCCCAUAUGGAUGAGGAAGCCUGAGGAGAUCACAAAAGAGGAGUAUGCUGCAUUCUACAAGAGCCUGACAAAUGAUUGGGAAGAGCAUUUGGCUGUCAAGCACUUCUCUGUUGAGGGUCAGCUGGAGUUCAAGGCUGUUCUUUUUAUUCCAAAGAGAGCUCCUUUUGACCUCUUUGACACCAAGAAGAAGCCCAACAAUAUCAAGCUGUAUGUUCGCCGUGUGUUCAUCAUGGAUAACUGUGAAGAAUUGAUUCCUGAAUAUUUGAGCUUUGUGAAGGGCAUUGUGGAUUCCGAGGACCUUCCCCUCAACAUCUCUAGAGAGAUGUUACAGCAGAAUAAGAUCCUGAAGGUUAUUCGCAAAAACUUGGUAAAGAAGUGCAUUGAGCUAUUCUUUGAAAUUGCUGAAAACAAAGAAGACUAUGACAAGUUCUAUGAGGCCUUCUCAAAGAACCUCAAGCUUGGUAUCCAUGAGGAUUCACAGAAUAGGUCUAAGUUUGCUGAACUGCUGAGAUAUCACUCCACAAAAAGUGGUGAUGAGAUGACCAGCUUGAAGGACUAUGUAACCAGGAUGAAAGAAGGCCAGAAUGAUAUUUAUUACAUUACUGGUGAGAGCAAGAAGGCUGUUGAGAACUCACCCUUCCUUGAGAAGCUGAAGAAGAAGGGUUAUGAGGUUCUUUACAUGGUUGAUGCUAUUGAUGAGUAUUCAAUUGGUCAAUUGAAGGAAUUUGAGGGUAAGAAGCUUGUUUCUGCUACCAAAGAAAGCCUCAAGCUUGAGGAGACUGAAGAUGAGAAGAAAAAGCAUGAAGAACUGAAGGAGAAGUUUGAGGGUCUGUGCAAGGUGAUUAAGGAUGUUCUAGGUGACAAGGUUGAGAAAGUGGUGGUCUCUGACCGUGUUGUGGAUUCUCCUUGCUGCUUGGUUACUGGAGAAUAUGGUUGGACUGCCAACAUGGAGAGAAUUAUGAAGGCACAAGCUCUCAGGGACUCUAGCAUGGCUGGAUACAUGUCUAGCAAGAAGACCAUGGAGAUCAAUCCUGAGAAUGCCAUCAUGGAUGAGCUCAGGAAGAGAGCUGAUGCUGACAAGAAUGACAAGUCCGUCAAGGAUUUGGUUCUACUGUUGUUUGAGACUGCUCUUCUCACCUCAGGUUUCAGCCUUGAUGAGCCAAACACAUUCGGCAACAGAAUUCACAGGAUGCUGAAACUUGGUCUGAGUAUCGAUGAGGAUAGUGGAGAUGCUGAAGCUGACAUGCCAGCAUUGGAGGAUCCUGAAGCUGAUGCCGAAGGCAGCAAGAUGGAGGAAGUUGAUUAAAUCUAGGACACCAGUGUUUUGUUUUGAUUAUUAUGAAGCCCUUAACCCCAGUAGUUUUUGUUUUUUUUACUCAGCUCCACCAGCUGGACAUAUAUGAUUGAGUUUUAUGUUUUGGUUUUAUUUCUGCAUUGUAGGGUAGUAUUCAUUGGCUCAUUUUGUUACAACGUUUUAUGUGACUAUAGAUUCUGUACUUUGCCUAA